UCUAGGCUCAUCUCCCAUUGGAACGAGGUCACCUUUGAAUGGCUCUGUACAACUUAGUAGCUCUUUCUUUACAAUGCAAGCAUAACAGUAACUGUGGAUAAACUUCGCAAGUGCUGGUAUAUGUUCUGAGGCACAUAUUUUGGGCUACAAACUGAAACCAAGUGGAGAUUUCAGAUAUCUUCCCAAGGAAUAGAUAGAUGCUGAACUGGAUUUACAUGAGAAUGAGGAAGAGAAGGAAGAACGACCGCAUGCAGAUCCCUAGGAGGCAACCCUUGCUGUUAGCGGUAGAAAGGCAGAAUUCACAUAUGAGCAAAGAGAAGGAAAAUGAAGAGCAGAGGUCAGCUCCCUUGGAACCAGUCCUUCCUUUCUUUAGUCUUCUCCAAGAAUCACAGUCAGCUGUGGAGUUGAAGAAAGCGAAAAUGGGAAAACUAACACCAAGGGCUGUAAUUCCUUUAAUGGAGCCCUCAAAGAAAUGGAGAAAGUUUUCUUACUCUCCUCAGUGGAUUAGUAUAUUGGACGUGGCUCAGAAAAUCUUCGAUGAGGAAGAUAGAGUGAAGAAGAAACAAAAACAGAAUAAAAGGGGAGGGGAGGAAAUGCUAGCAGGUGGGAAUUUGGAGGAGGGAAAAGCAGAAAUUAAAAGGGAACAAUUGUCUGACUUUUGUGCUCCAGAGGGCAUCCAACCAAAUACUGGAUGGGAUCUCCAACCCUCACGGGAGCAAUUGCCAACUCCAGGGUCGUCACAUCUAAAGGCGGAGAAAGAGAUCUUAACAGCGAAUGAAAUAGAGGAUAUCAUCCAGGAAAUUGUGGCUGUCAGGGCUAAGGAGAGGCUUUCUGAAGAAAACUUGCCUCCCGAGGGAAGAGAGAAGCUCUUCUAUCAAGAUGCCUCUUCUAUCAAUGCGCAGAAGCCACGCUACCAUAGGGACCGGAGGAUGCCACACUAAGGUGGGCGUUCAUUGCUCAGCCACUGCUCAGAAACAAAAAUGUAUGCCACUGCCAUCACAGUGCUAUUAAAUAACCAUUCCCAUUUAUAUCACAA
This is a messenger RNA of Podarcis raffonei (Aeolian wall lizard), 1036 nucleotides long. RefSeq lists its product as uncharacterized. The coding region runs from base 198 to 941 and encodes 247 amino acids. NCBI's taxonomy places the organism in Eukaryota, Metazoa, Chordata, Lepidosauria, Squamata, Lacertidae. The record is from RefSeq and is a predicted model, not a curated record. The transcript is spliced from 5 exons.